AUGCCUCGCCCCGGCAGAAACACUUACAGUGAUCAGAAGCCUCCCUACUCGUACAUCUCGCUGACCGCCAUGGCGAUCCAGAGCUCCCCCGAGAAGAUGCUGCCCCUAAGCGAGAUCUACAAGUUCAUCAUGGACCGCUUCCCCUACUACCGGGAGAACACGCAGCGCUGGCAGAACUCCCUUCGCCACAAUCUUUCCUUUAACGACUGCUUCAUCAAGAUCCCGCGCCGCCCCGACCAGCCGGGCAAGGGCAGCUUCUGGGCGCUGCAUCCCAGCUGCGGGGACAUGUUCGAGAACGGCAGCUUCUUGCGCCGCCGCAAGCGCUUCAAGGUCGUCAAGUCGGACCACCUGGCCCCCAGCAAGCCGGCAGACGCGGCGCAGUACCUGCAGCAGCAGGCGAAGCUGCGGCUCAGCGCGCUGGCAGCCACCGGCACUCACCUGCCUCAGAUGUCCACUUACAACCUCGGCGUGUCCCAGCCCUCCAGCUUCAAGCACCCCUUCGCCAUCGAGAAUAUCAUCGCUAGAGAGUACAAGAUGCCGGGGGGCCUCGCCUUUUCCACGAUGCAGCCUAUGCCGGCCGCCUACCCCCUCCCCAACCAGUUGACUACGGUGGGCAGCUCCAUUGGCACGGGCUGGCCUCACAUGUACAGCUCCGGCAUGAUCGACACCUCCACCCCAAUCUCCAUGGCCAGCAGUGAAUACGGAGCCUAUGGCGUGCCCAUCAAGCCACUCUGCCAUGGGGGGCAGACACUGCCGGCCAUCCCCGUCCCCAUCAAGCCUACUCCUGCCGCGGUACCGGCCCUGCCCGCCCUGCCCGCACCCAUCCCCACUAUCCUCUCGAACUCGCCGCCCUCUCUCAGUCCCACGUCCUCGCAGACGGCCACUAGCCAAAGCAGCCCGGCCACCCCCAGCGAGACUCUCACCAGCCCGGCGCCUGCCCUGCACUCCGUGGCAGUGCACUGA
Messenger RNA from Colius striatus (speckled mousebird), 963 nucleotides. RefSeq names its product forkhead box B1 (gene FOXB1). The record is from RefSeq and is a predicted model, not a curated record. The transcript has a single exon. NCBI's taxonomy places the organism in Eukaryota, Metazoa, Chordata, Aves, Coliiformes, Coliidae. Gene Ontology annotation, molecular function: RNA polymerase II cis-regulatory region sequence-specific DNA binding; DNA-binding transcription factor activity, RNA polymerase II-specific. The coding region runs from base 1 to 963 and encodes 320 amino acids. Gene Ontology annotation, biological process: cell differentiation; regulation of transcription by RNA polymerase II; anatomical structure morphogenesis.